Molossus molossus (Pallas's mastiff bat) is the source of this 333-nucleotide messenger RNA. Its product is annotated as ly6/PLAUR domain-containing protein 2-like. Lineage: Eukaryota; Metazoa; Chordata; Mammalia; Chiroptera; Molossidae. Gene Ontology annotation, molecular function: acetylcholine receptor inhibitor activity. The record is from RefSeq and is a predicted model, not a curated record.
AUGGGGCCAGCAGUGGCCCUGCAAUGCUUCGCCUGUCAGCAGCCCACAGGGAUGUCCAGCUGUGUCUCCAUCGCCACCUGCAGUGCCAACAAAACCAUGUAAACCACACUCUCCUCCCUGGAGACCGUGUACCCCUCCCUGGGGGACGCCACGGUGACCAAGUCCUGCGCCAGCAAGUGCGUGCCCUCAGACGUGGACGGCAUCAGCCUGACACGGCCCAUGUCAUGCUGCAACACUGAGCUGUGCAACGUGGACGGGGCACCCGCCCUGGGCAGCCCGUGGCCUGGCCCUCACCCUCAUGGUCACCUCCCUCCCAGCCCCAAAUGCCUUUGA